Phycodurus eques (leafy seadragon) is the source of this 4310-nucleotide messenger RNA. It is a transcript of the gene csf1b, whose product is annotated as colony stimulating factor 1b (macrophage). Gene Ontology annotation, cellular component: membrane. The record is from RefSeq and is a predicted model, not a curated record. The transcript is spliced from 9 exons. The coding region runs from base 201 to 998 and encodes 265 amino acids. Gene Ontology annotation, molecular function: cytokine activity; growth factor activity. NCBI's taxonomy places the organism in Eukaryota, Metazoa, Chordata, Actinopteri, Syngnathiformes, Syngnathidae.
GCUGAGGCGGUUAGUCUUGGUUUGGACUCUGCAAGAGGAGCACGUCAGCCAGUGCAUUAGAAGUACAACACAUGACCGAGUGCAACACUGACCCAGCUGGAGAGUCCUUUCUGUGGAGUGAAACUGAAUAUACGAGAAGAAUUGCUUUGCUUCAAUGUGUGUGACAGAGGAUUUGUUUUUCAUUGUCAAACACAUACCAGAUGACCAACCUUGUGCCAACCCUGAUUCAGAGCCAGGUUAAGUUGCAGGUAAAGUGUUUGUGUGUGGUUAUGUUCCUGAGCUUCCCACUGUCCAUGGCGGAGGUCCCUGGACCAUGCAGACACUCCAUUACUAGGGACCACCUGCUGAAACUCAAACAUCUGAUGGAUAACCAAUUGAGAAGCGGGUGCUCGAUAACCUACACAUUCAUAGAACAGAAAUCUUUGAGCAAGUGUUGCUUCGUGAAAGCUGCCUUACCCUGGAUAUUGGAGCUCCUCACCACUCACUUCAAAUAUAGCAGGGGUUCGGUCAACUAUACCUAUGUUCAGUCUUUGAGAACACUCAUCCUCAACAUCUACUCCCAGAAAUGUGUUCCUCAGAUCAACGAGGAGAUUGAGGACAAGCCAGAGAGUUUUGAAGUGCUUUACAGAGGGUCUCCUGGAGAAGCACUGCAGAAAGCUUCAAGGGUGCUGUCUGUUUAUCUGGAGCUGGUAACGAAGAGUGAUGCACCAAUGAACUGGAGUUGCCAGGAUGAAUACUCAAAGUUCUUUAGCUCAAGCACGGAGCAACCGAAAGUGUCCCCCACACAAGGUUGCACAGACAGUUAUGUUACGAGGUCAGUGAAGGCCUCUCAGAGAAGACCACUGAGAGACCUGUACAAGCUUGGCUUCAUCAUCGCCUCCAUCUUCGGAGCACUACUGCUCCUAUUUAUUCUCUUCUGUCUAAUCACACAAAAGAGGCCCCUCUUCCGUCACAGAUUGGGAUCUUACAUGAGUUCUAGCAGAGACCAGCAACGCUGAGAGAUGGAGCUACAAUAAGUGUUCUCCGACUGCAGUGGUAGAUCGAGCCAUCAUGAAGAUCUGCAUUUGAUCCGCAAACAACAAGAUUUCAAUGCAAUAAUUGGCCAUGCUGACUAAUUUAACUGGAAGCUUUGCUUUGACUAGAAGCAAAGACGGACCUUUGUUGAAUAAAUAUUUUGUGUAUAUUAUGUUUAUGCACCCUAUUCCAAAUAUAUUUCAAGUCCCCUAAGAGUAUUUCUCCACUACACAUGUAUGUUGACUAACGUAUCUCUGUUUAUCACCUAAUCGACUGUUUAUGUUACGUCAAAAGGUUAUUUAUUAGUUGGAUUCUAUCCAAUUUCAUUAUAAUAAAAGUUCCAAACGGUAUAUGUGAACUGUUCAUAAUGGUCUACAGCUUUAUAGCCACUAAAUCAUUCAUACAUCAACAACAAAUGAAAUCACAUUUAUUGAGCAAGUAAUUCCUUUAUUAUACCCUUUAAAUAUUUUACGGCCUAAUUCUUGUUUGACUCCCCAUUUUAUGAGGAGUCCAAAAUAAUUAAACGAUUCAUCACACCGCACCAUAAUUUUGUCAUUGCUUGCAUUGCUUAUCAAUGUUUAAGCCCAGGAUGUUGAACAAAGACAAAUAAAUUCCUGUUUUAUUAGAGAAACAGUGUGACGUGCCUUUACAUGAACCCUGGAAAAUAUUCUGCUAUUGGUUAGAAACACUCGUGCGGGUAGAAAGGGUUCUGAGUCUGAGCUUGAAAGGAAUUGGAGAAUUCCCACAAACAAGUAUGACAAGAGUCUGUGUGAGCGAGCAAAGGUCAGGGAUGGGAAAACAUGCUCCUAACCUGCAGCUUCUGCAGAAACCUGAGAUGUGCAAUAUAAUAUCAUUUACAUCAUUCAUUUCAUAUCUUACAUCUUAUCACUUCUUGCUGUUUCCCAGUAGACAAUUUAUCCCAUGACAUUGCUCUGUUAUCAACUUUCCCCCAAAAGUAAAAUAUUUGUACAAUUUUUUUCUAAUUCCUUUUUUCCCAAUAAUAAUAACAGUUCUCUGACUAAUCAGACCCAAAGUAAAUGUUUUAACAUCUCUGAGUGAUGAAAUACAUGGCGGUGAAAAAUAUUUUCCUUAAGUUAAGGUAGAAUUUAAAAACUUGCUAGUAUUCACCUGUGUAGUCGUCUGGCCUUAUGAUAUACAGUAACAUGGUUGCAUCGAGGCUGAAGGAGUUCAUAAACUGAAUUAAAUAAAGUCAGCAAAGAAGAAUCUAAAUUAACAUGCACUUCCACUCACUGCUACUCAACACUUCUAAAGAAGCACCUCUGCCAUGCUUUUCUGAGACAUAAUACCAAAAAUGACUUUAUCACUCGGCGGCACGGUGUGCGAUUGUUUAGCACACUGCCUCAGAGUUCUGAGGACCUGGGGUUCGAAUCCGGCCAUGACUGGGUGGAGUUCAUAUGUUCUCCCCGUGCCUGCGUGGGUUUUCUCCGGGUACUCCAGUUACCCCUCACAUUCCAAAAACAUGCAUGGUAGGUUGAUUGAAAACUCAAAAUUGUCCGUAGGUAUAAAUGUGAGUGUGAAUGGUUGUUUGUCUAUGUGUGCCCUGUGAUUGGCUGGCGACCAGUUCAGUUCACUUAAUUAAUUUGGUGUAUUGGCAGUGUUGUUUUACACAUGAAUAUCACAUGCACAUAUCGGCCACAAAAUUCGGUACAACUGCACAGUUAGAUCGGAUCAAACACAGGAGCUGCAUCAGAAAUUCUGUCUUUACAAAGAGAGAAAUAUUCACUAAAAUCUUAAAUUAAACAAUAUAAUGAACAUACCGUCCAGUAUUAUUCAGUGCAACUGCAGGCUUUAUACUAAACAUACUGUUAAAUAAAUAUCUCUCAAUACUGACCAUUAUUAUCUCAUUAAUAGCAUAUUUUGUAUUGGAUCUCAUUAGAUUGUGGAGGUGUACCUAAUGUUGUGGCUCUGAAUAUACAGUAUGUUAGUGAGGUGACCCAUCAUAUAAGAACAAAAAUAUCAAAUUUCAACAUUAAAUUCCAAACAUAAAUUUUCUAACCAACAACAAAUAUCCGGUGGCCCCGGGUGGAGGUUGACACAAACCACAGGAAACAAAAUAAUUGUCACCAGUCCACCCUGAUUUUUUCUGACAAUGUCAUGGUCGAGUACGUAGCCUGCCUGUGACACUUGAGAUUACACAGCUGUGGCAUUUCCUGUUGUCGAACACUGGAACUUUCCAGUCUUUGGAACAAUAAUAAAAGACCGCACAAAGAAUGUGUAACAGCCUGAAUAAAGGGAGAUGAAAUUGCAACAUACUGCUAAUUUUUUUUUGUCUUGAGUUUGUUGUCACAUUUCUGUGGGGCCAAUUACACAUGGUUGUGCACUCACUGUAGUAGUCUCGCCAUGCUGCACUAUUUGCAUAUCUGUUGUUGACCAAUACUGGCCACUCAUGCCAGACUAGCAUCUGCCCCACUUGCACACUGACUGAGGAGUAUCUGCAACAUUUGCACAAUCAACAUUGUCCCAGAUUAUCGUACUACUCGCUUGAAGUCUCGGCGCCCUUUGCACAAUGGUCAUUGCACCGGACUAUUGCUAUAUUAGUCAUUCAAACUGCUCUAAGUGCCAGAGGACUCUGCAUCUUUUUGCACAAUUGUCAAAAAAAUAAAUAAAAAAUGGCCGCUGAGCGUCACCCAAACUAGCGAACUCAACUCUGACAUAAACGUGAAAGUACAGCGGCCAACAGAGUCAAAACAAAUAUAUGAUUUAAAAACAAGUUUGAACAAACUGGUUUCUUAAAGCUUAUGCACAUUAAUAUUCACGUAUUAUACCUGAAUAAAGCGAGAUAAAAUGACCACUCAGACAAUGAUGUUGCUUUUCCGGAAGCUCUACCGAGAAUGAGACAUCACGCAGAGAAUCCCCUCCUCUGUCUUUAGCAGGCAUAAACAGUCGACCAGCAUUCGCUUUUCUCAAAGAGGCUAAACUAGCAGAUCACAAACCUGACAUAUUGUACAGGUAUAGACAAGUAUUUUUAAACAGAGUUCACCAUAUUUAAACGUAUAUACGUUUUUAACCUCUUCUAGAACUCAAAUCUUUUAACAUUUCCCACAAGUCCUACAUUCAUCUACAUGAGUUUUACCUAUUAUUGAAUUACUGACUUUUGAAUUCUUUUAUGACAGAUCAUAUAUGACUAAUCUAUCACAAAUGCGCCUGGGAGAAUCAGUGACAGAAACAUUAACCAUUGUCACGUUUAACAAGACAAAGGGUAAUUAACCACUAACUAUUCAAUAAAUGAUUUACUGUGUAAGAGUUUUAUAAUUUUAAGUCCUUUUCAGGGUAAU